AUGGCGCAAUCCAUGAAAGGCCCCGGCAUCCUCUACGUGAAAGCAUGUAUCAACCCAUCGCCCAGCAACCCGCUCGAGGAACCACAAUACAUGCACUGGUACGACGAUGACCACAUCGCCGAAAUUGUCGAGACGUCCGGGAUGCCCAACGCGUUUCGGUACUUCCACGUCAACAAAACUCCUGGACAAGGAAAGCCUACACCGGAUUGCCCACGGCCUUAUCUAGCUUUCUACCCGAUGCCUGACAUAGCGUUUACGCAAGGCGCAGAGUUCAAAAAGAUUAGGGUUCACAGCGACAUGCUGCCUGGAACAGGACUCUGUUAUGACAUGGCGGAUAAUGAUGUUGGGUAUUAUGCGUUGGUCGGACAGAAGGGAAACGGUCAGAAAGGCUCAGGGAAAUACCUUGCAACCUCAGAGAUUGAACCUGCGAGCCAGGUAACGGACGAAGAAAUGAAUGCGUUUUUGGAUCAGCAAGUGGAAACCGUAUCCAAGCUGGACCACUAUCAGCGCUCGCUGCGCUUCAAGCUGCUUCUGGCUCGGACCAACGCGCAGUCACGCAUCCUGAAGGGACUUGCGGCAGCGACAGAUGAGCCGGCUCCUGAGCCUCCAACCUGGUUGCAGAUCCACGAAUUCUCUGCAGAGCCGCAGUCCGAUAAAGCACGCAUUUUGGCUGCGAUAGCAUCUGAAACGAAAACAACUCGGCCGUCCGAACAUGGAAGAGGGGCUCGCGAGGUUACGCAAUUGUCUCUAAGCAUGCUUCAUAUCGUUGUGCACAAGUGA
Paraphaeosphaeria sporulosa is the source of this 780-nucleotide messenger RNA. RefSeq lists its product as uncharacterized. The record is from RefSeq and is a predicted model, not a curated record. The transcript has 5 exons. The coding region runs from base 1 to 780 and encodes 259 amino acids. NCBI's taxonomy places the organism in Eukaryota, Fungi, Ascomycota, Dothideomycetes, Pleosporales, Didymosphaeriaceae.